Messenger RNA from Anguilla anguilla (European eel), 855 nucleotides. RefSeq names its product ATP synthase subunit O, mitochondrial-like. NCBI's taxonomy places the organism in Eukaryota, Metazoa, Chordata, Actinopteri, Anguilliformes, Anguillidae. The record is from RefSeq and is a predicted model, not a curated record. Gene Ontology annotation, biological process: proton motive force-driven mitochondrial ATP synthesis. Bases 75 to 704 code for a protein of 209 amino acids. Gene Ontology annotation, molecular function: proton-transporting ATP synthase activity, rotational mechanism. The transcript is spliced from 7 exons.
CACGGAAGUUUUAUUGAGCUCUAUAUCCGUUUCUGCGCAGUACGCACUAAGUUUGACCUACACAGUAGGUAAAUAUGGCAGCGGCUAGAUUGGUGCUGCAGGUGCGCCACUUCAGCUCCACUGCGAGCAGGCCAGUGGCCAAGCUGGUCAGGCCUCCUAUCCAGGUGUAUGGCGUGGAAGGCCGCUAUGCCACAGCCCUGUUCUCAGCUGCCAGCAAACAGAAGAAGCUGGACCAGGUGGAAAAAGAGCUGACUCAAGUCUCUGCCCUGAUUAGAGACCCCAAACUCUCAAGUAUUGCGAUGAACCCCCAUGUAAAGCGGAGCAUCAAGCAGAAGACCUUCAAUGAUGCCCUCACCAGGGAGAAACUCUCCCCCAUCACCAUCAACCUCAUCAACGUCCUGGCUGAGAACGGACGCUUGAAGUGGACCCAAGAUGUCAUAUCUGCCUUCAGCAAGAUGAUGAGCGCUCACCGCGGAGAGGUCACCUGCACCGUUACCACCGCACAGCCAUUGGACGAGACUAACCUGGCAGAGCUGAAGACUGCCCUGAAUGGCUUCUUGCAGAAGGGAGAGACUCUCAAGUUGGAGACCAAGUCUGAUCCCUCUAUCCUGGGUGGUAUGAUCGUCAGCAUUGGGGAUAAGUAUGUGGACAUGUCCACCAAGACCAAGAUCCAGAAGCUCACCAAAAUCAUCAGGGACUCCUAAGUCUCAUGGACCUUAGAGGGGCCAGGGAUAUUUAUAACAUGUAUGACAGUGUAAGAACAACAUACCUUGUCUAAAUGUUGCUGUUGGUAAAUAAAUAUUCUGUAACAGUCUGUGCUUGAAUUUCAGUGGCUUAUAAAUAUUGCCAUCUCGC